Molecule: messenger RNA, 790 nt
Organism: Rhizophagus irregularis DAOM 181602=DAOM 197198
Lineage: Eukaryota; Fungi; Glomeromycota; Glomeromycetes; Glomerales; Glomeraceae
Molecular function (GO): monooxygenase activity; iron ion binding; heme binding
Source: RefSeq, a predicted model, not a curated record
GAUAUGUUGACAUCAUUUAUAACCGCAAAUACUCCACGUGAUAUCAAUGUUGAAAGACAUGUCGAUGCUGAUUUGUUGAGACCAAUGACCGACAAAGAGAUUUGCGGAAAUUUACUCGAUGCUAUGGUUGCAGGAACUGAUACUACGGCGAAUAUGCUUUGCUUUGUCAUAUAUUUUCUUGAAAAAAAUCCUGAAGUGAAACAAAAAUUACGACAAGAAUUUGAUUCGAUUCUCGGAAAUGACUUAACUAAACCUAUGACAUUAAAAAAUAUUGAAGAAUUAAAAUAUUGCGAUGCAGUUAUUAAAGAAGUAUUUCGUCAUAUUCCUGUAGCAUUUUCGUUAGGUCGUUUAAGUAUUGAAAAUGAUAUGGUUGGAGGAUAUAAUUGGCCAAAAGGAACUCAAUUUCAAAUACAUACAUCUGCAUUAAUGAUGCGUGAUGAUUAUUGGACUGAUCCCGAAAAAUUCGAUCCAGACAGAUUUUACAAAGUUGAAGAAAGUGAUAAAUAUUUACUUGAAAAACAACAUGCUAAAAAUUCUUUUAUGAUGUGGGGAGGUGGAAUUAGAAUUUGUCCAGGAAGAAAAUUGGCAAUCACAGAAUUAAAAUGUUUAAUACCUUUGAUUUACAGGAAGUAUGAUCUUGAAUUAAGAUCACCUCUUGAAUAUAAAUCUGAAAUUCUUACAUCUUGUGAAAAAUUAUUAGUUAAAGUUAAACCAAGAAAAUUCUAAACAAAUUAGAAAUUUUCAAUUAUUUAUUAAUUUUUACAUAUAGAAUAGCAUAAUUUUAUAUUAU